UAUUGUGUAUAUGUGUACUGCGUACUUACUAACAUUCGUAUAUGUAUAUCAUUUGAGUACUGGAUCAAGUCUUUUGUUUACCAAUUACUCGGGCAACUAAGAAAAUUAUAAUGAGUGACGAUGAUCGAGACAUCGACAUUGAGAGUGAUGAAGGCGAUGAUUCUGACUCCAGGCAAAGGCAUUCAAAUAAUACUCAAUAUUAUUCCCAAGCAGAGAAACGUGCCCAUCAUAAUGCCUUGGAACGUAAACGCAGAGACCACAUUAAAGAUAGUUUCUCGAGUCUUAGAGAUUCUGUACCUGCAUUGCAAGGGGAGAAGGUUGCGAGUAGAGCACAAAUACUCAAAAAGGCUGCUGAAUAUAUACAAUUCAUGCGCCGUAAAAAUUCUUCCCACCAACAGGAUAUCGAUGACUUGAAACGGCAAAAUAAUCUCUUGGAGUCUCAAAUUCGGGCGCUUGAAAAAGCAAAGAUGACAGGCAAUUUUGCAGCAGAAACUUGCGAAGUCACAAAGUCAGAAGGUGUACCUAUGUCGGGAUACAAUGAUACAGAAUCUGAAUCAUCAGAUAGCGAAGCAAGCAGGACUGUGCGUCAAACGAAAAAGCUAAAAGUCGGAGGUCUUCAUCAUUGACCAAUACUUUGAUUCGGUUUUUGUUUUUAUAAAAACUAUUUUGGUUCACAGUUCAACUCCAUAUAAAUAUUUAUUUAAAAAAAGAAAAACGGAGGAGAGCAAUUGCUCACUGAAGUACAAAGAAAUCUUUCAGUGAAGUUUUGAAUGUCUUAGAGCCAGUGUACAAAAAUAUACAAAGUAUAGGUAAUAUUAUUGUUUAACUAAAAAAUCGAUAAAAUAGUGCAUUGUGAAUACUUUGGUAUAAUCUUGUGAAAUAUUCAAUUUAUAAAUUUAUAGAAGAUUCGAAACCAUUUUGUUGAUCGAAUAAUCGUUUGAUGCAAGUUUAUAUUGUAUAAUAAUAUUGUCAAAUACUUUUACUUAUCUUUGAAAUCGAUUGUACUGGUAGAAAAAUCUCUUAUUCGAGUUAAUGGAAAUAAGAUUCUUUUCACUUACUUUAUUCGUACAUUUUUAAGGAAUGCAAUAUAAUUUUUUAUCAGUUACAAUUUCUGAUUUAAUUCCAUUUUCUUAUAAGUAUUUGUUUUUAAUUAUUUAUAUGAAUCAUUAUUUAGUCAGUUCAUCGACUAAAUACAUGCUCAAUUGUAAUAUUUACAAUACAUUUAAAAUUAUGUUGUCGUUUAAAUAAAAGUUUAAUUAUAUUAAUGAAAAUUUUAUUAUUAGAAGUAUAAUAAAAAUCGUAAAAUUCACUGUAACGAUUUCAUUGUUUUUUAACCUUGACAUUUUGUUUCAUAAGCAACACAGAACCAAUACAAUUUUAUAUUUCAUUAAUUUUAAUUUCCCAUAAUUCACGAUUAUCAUUUAAAAAUAGUACGCGGAUAAUGACGUAAUGAAACGCAAUAAUAAUAAACUUAAAAUCCCUAGUUGUACCACAUCAUAAUUCUAUGAAUUCAAAGAUCAAGAAUUGUCAAACUACAUUAAUUAAUUAGAAUAUUAGUUUAGAUAUUAGUGUACGAGUUGUAACUUAAAAUUAAUUAGUCGAUAAUCAAUUUCCACAGCUGGAAACGUAUAGUUACAUAAAAUACUAGAUAUAAGCGCUUAAAUAUACGAUAAUAAAGGUAAUGUAAUAUAGUAUGGUAUACUUAUAUUUAUUAACAAAUAUAUAUAUAAAGUAUAAAUUUAAGGGAUACAUAUUAUUAAACAAAUGCACAUAUCCAGUACCCAUGUAUACAUACAUACAUGCAUGCAUAAUGUACCUAACGUGACAAAUUUGAUUGAAAACACUUAAAAUUUAACGACUUUUUUAAGUGCUAUGAUAUUUUGAUAUGGAAUUCAUGUGUAGAUUUAUAUUCUAUUUCAAAUACAAAUACUGUUAUGUAACAAUUAUUUUUCGUUUUUUAUACUUUAUUCUUUUCACAGAUUUCAUAAACAGUUGAAUGAUUGACCUUGACAGUAGAAGUGCCUUUUAUUGUAUUGUUAUUUUACAUUAUAUAUUAAACAACACCAAAUAUUUUAACAAUAAUAGUACAGCAACAGAAGAAAGCAUGAUUAGAAAGCAUUGCCUUCUAAACAUUCACAAUGUAUUGAAAAAAAAUUUCUGAUGAUUCAUUAUUAAAAUGAAAAUAUCUUUUUU
This is a messenger RNA of Osmia bicornis bicornis, 2193 nucleotides long. It is a transcript of the gene Max, whose product is annotated as protein max. The coding region runs from base 111 to 626 and encodes 171 amino acids. Gene Ontology annotation, cellular component: RNA polymerase II transcription regulator complex. The transcript has 4 exons. Gene Ontology annotation, biological process: positive regulation of transcription by RNA polymerase II. Lineage: Eukaryota; Metazoa; Arthropoda; Insecta; Hymenoptera; Megachilidae. Gene Ontology annotation, molecular function: DNA-binding transcription factor activity; protein dimerization activity. The record is from RefSeq and is a predicted model, not a curated record.